AUGGAAGGAGUAGGAAAAUGGCUGUCUACUGAAGACCGAACAAAUUGUGAGGUUGUGGGCUUUGUUCCACAAGCAAGGAGGUACUUGAACAUGAACCAGGUUCUUCAGUUGGGUGGAGUAAAGGAAUCCAUUCCAUAUUCAUACCCCCAGUUACAACAGAAACACUUUAAUGGAUGCAUUCGCAGUCUCAUUGUGGACACUCAGCUGUAUGACCUUGAAUCUCCAGCAGAGUCUCUGAAUAGCUCUCCUGGCUGCACCUUGACGGAUGGUAGUUGUGAGAAGAUGGGCUCCUCUCCAUGUGGCAUUCAUGGGAGAUGUCUUGGCGAGUGGAGCUCAUUUACCUGCCAUUGCUUGCCGGGUUACUAUGGUUCUAAAUGUGACAAAGUUGCUGAAGAAUAUUCAUUUGGGCCAGGGAGUUACAUUCGUUACCAGCUUUCUUUCACCACACCUUCUCGCAGAACACUGGUAGAGGCCAUGAUAAGGAUGCGAGAGCCCAACGGUAUCAUCAUGAGCAUGUCUUCCCGAAACAAGGAUGAACACAUCACCCUGCAGGUGGUCCUUGGCUUAUUAACAGUAUCUUACAACCUGGGAGAUGGAGCAUUUGCAGUUAGCCUUCCUUCCUAUCAAGUUGAUAAUGGAGAAUGGCAUCAAAUUUCCCUGGAGAGAAAUGAAGAUGAGUUCAUUCUUCGCCUGGAUGGAGGAGGCGGGAAGAGAGAAAUCUUGAAGGCAGCGGGAGUCUACAAAGAGAUCAUCCUUGAUCCCAACAGCUUGGUAGUUGGCAAUACACACCCUGUCAAUCAAAGCCACAGUUUCCAAGGAUGCAUGAAGGAUGUCAGGUUCAAUAACUACAGGCUACCUCUAGAUCCGUCCCUUAAGGAGCUGGUAUUGAGUGCUCAAGGAGUGAGAAAAGGCUGCCUCUCUGAAGCCUGCAAGAGUAAUCCUUGCAGCCAGCAGUUUAUAUGUAUUGACUUGUGGAUGAUGCAUGAGUGCAGUUGCCCUCCAGGACACAUGUUGGUGGAGAAUGCCACUGGCCGGCACUGCAUUUAUACAGCGUGUGCUCAGAGGCCAUGUAAUUUUGGCACAUGUAUCUCUCAGUCUGCAAGCAAGUUCCGAUGCCACUGUCCCGAUGGCUACUCAGGCCGUAACUGUGAAAUCACGCUGGCAAUCUUUCACAAGGAUGCUGGGCUGAGCUUCAGCUCCAUGUUUGCUAUCUGUAUUUGCUUUCUGGCCCUUCUAGUUCUGUUUAGUGGCCUUUUCCUUUGGAUUCGGUGGAAGAGCCACAAAAAUAAGAACGGAGUAGUUUAUCAUGUCACCACCUGCCAUGAUGACCUGGAGGACAUCCGAGAGAACAUCCUCAACUAUAAUGAAGAAGGGGGUGGCGAGCAAGAUCAAGAUGCAUAUAACAUGGCAGAGCUCCAGAUGUCCCUUCAAACCAGCCCGGCAUACUCUCUCUACAAGAAGAAAGGGAAACGGACAGAGCUGCAGAGUCCCUUGAGCUGUGAUUUCCACAUCAGUCCAAAGGAACAGCUGGAAGCUCUCUCAGCAGGAAAGGGCCCCUCCUUUUCUAGCAUCGAUUUUGGAUGUUAUCUUUCAGGUGUGGUAAGAAACAUGGACCAGCAGCACCACACUCUGCCCUGCGAUUCAUUGCAGGUGUUUUACACAGAAGGCGAAUGUUCAGAAGCUAGCAGCCUAAGUUCUCUUGGUUCCUCUGGAUGGGAUGAAGAUACAGUAUAUGGGGAUAUAAAAGAAUGGGGCCCCAAAUUUGAAAAACUCAGUGAACUGUAUUCACAUGCAGAGCCUGAUGACAUUUAGACCUAUCUGAUGCGAGAAGGACUCUUGAGGAUUUUUGUGGGGGUUUUGUUUACUUUUUUUGGGGGGUAAAGGUACUUUAAAUGUACUUUUGAUGAAACUGACUCUUCCUUGUGAGAUACAUUAAAGUCAGAAUCAAAGUGGGGACUAGGUGUCCCCUAUAGGACAUUGGGCUUUGAGUCCAGAAAAGCAGCAGUCCAAAAUGCAGAGGGCUGGGUGGGGGAUUGAAAACGGAAGCACUUUGGGUACAGUUGUCUUUUGAAGGGCAAGAUACAAGGGACAAAAUGGAACUGGAGUCAGACUAACAAACAAUUGAAGGAUGUAUGUAAAGAAACGACUGCUUUAUUGGUUCUAAGAAUGGAUACCUUUUUGGUAAGUCGCUUUCUGCGUGAAAAUCUGGAACAAAACCAUGGCUUGUUCUGAGCUGCUCCUGCAAUAAGUUGAAAAAACAGUUGUAUAUAAUGUUGGUCAAAUGGUAUCCUGGAUGGGAACUAACAUUUUUUUGAACUUUGAAGAUCCAUGCUAUGAACUUUCUGAUGGUUGUGUGGUUGCUUUUAAUGGCCAGAAUUCUCUAUUGCUGUCUACAUUACGUAACUGUACACAUACUUAGCCAUAUAGCGGAGGCACUAACAAACCCUGUUAAUGAAUUGUGAAGAUGCACAUUGGGAUACUGGAAAGAGUGUCGCAAUGUGCACUUGUCCCAUUGUGUACUGGUCACUUCACUGCCCCCUCUCCCAUGUAGUAAUGUCACAGCAGCCACUUGCUGAAUACGGACAUGGCAAAACUGUUCACUUCUGUUUCCCACAGAUGUGCAUCCUCUUAUGAAGAUCCAAGUCUUACUGAAUUGUGGUCAGUACAAUUCACCCCUUCCUCUCCUGUUGAGCUGGAUGGGACCCCUUGAGACCACCUUUAAAUAAAUAACUCACUGCCACCAGCCGUUGACUAACUGCGCCCACCUUAGCAACACAUUGGGAUUUUGCUGGGGAAUUCUACUGGCAUUUCACUUGCCAACCCAAGAAAGAACUGGCAAAAAUUUGAUGAUCUCUUACAGCACUUUCCUAGCCUUAGAGUGGGACAUUUCUUUUUCAUAGCUUCAUAAUCUGAGAAUCUUCAUUUGUUGUCAGGAAGAGGCGCAUUAGACAAGCAGAAGUGGUGUAGAGUUUUACCAUUAACAUUUUGCAUUUUGUUAAAAUUCGCAACACCCUGGAAAUAGGUGUCAUAAAGCAAUUUGUUUACAGCUUGUCUUGGUUGGGUCGGUGGAUAAAGUAGAAUGGAUUGUAACACUUUAGGCAGCAACUUGGGAUAUGAUAUUAGAAUGGUCUCUUUAUAUGGACUCCCCACUACGUGACAUACAAAUACAAAUGAAGGAGGCAGAGAGCUGGUUACAACUAUAGUAGUUUUCUUUCAUGAAGCUAUUUACAUAGGGGAGCAUUCAAAAUGGAGGUCUCUUCCCUGCCAGCCAAAAUGGUACAGUACAUUCUGUCAGUAGCAAUAGCAGGUACACCUGAUUAUAUAGGAAUACCAUACUACCUCUUUUUUUUUCUUUGUAACAGCCUUGGAACAUUUCCUUUUGCUAGCUGCCAACCCUUCUACCCCAAAAUGAGCCUUUUUAAGAAUCUCACAUCUUAAAUUCUUGUUUUAACCACAAAUUGGUUAACAAGACAAAUUAGGCUGUAGUUUCUACCCAAAGUGAACCGCAGAAUAAAUAGCAAAAAGAAUCCAGAAUGCUGCCUGGAAAAAGGCCCCAAACAGGAACCAUCCUUCAUUGAUCAUGGCCCAGACUAGGAUUUUUCUUCCUUGAGAAGGACAUAAAAAGCCUUUGAGAGCCAUUUCGAGGAGACUUUCUGUUAGAAUGAUGUUGUGGUACGAUUUCCUGUACGUUUUUUAGUCCUUUAAAAAUCCAUUUCUUUAACUAGCUCAAAUAGCAGUCCUGAUUUAUUUUUUGCUGAAACUCUAAUAUCUGAAGCGAAGAAGGCGGCCUCUGCAGUGCAUUUCAGUCUUCUUAUCACAUGUCUGCAUUUCUACUUAACCAUUCCACAUAAAUGCCGUGCAUUGGGCAAGGAAUCACUGCGGACUGAAAAUCUAAAGUUAGAUUUCAUUCUGCUGAUGUUUCCAGCCCUGAGCAACGUAUCCCAUUCCCAUGGCUUUGCGAAAAGGAGGUCUUCCGUUAUGAGUGCUCCUUAGAUUAUUCAUAUUUUUUCCCCAACAAAUUAGAGAUAACUUUAUGAGAAAAGUCAGAGAGAUGGGAAACCAGAAAAUGGAAGAUCAUUCAUGCACAAGGGAGGGAAUGAACAAGUGUACUGAGGGAGCAGUAAUGGAUAUUGAAGAGUCCUUGGCAAAACAUCAAGGAAUGUUUCCAAAAGUGUGCAUUAUGCCACAACGGAGAUCAGCAUUUUCAUAGCAAGCCAGAAAUACUCAAUUCCCCUCCAACUGCUACUUUUUUUUUUGUAUGACUGUUUUUUCCCCUCACCAUUAAUGUUGUUGAAAACGUACUCAUUUUGCAGAUGGUGGGAGAUUUUAAAGAGCAUACAAUCAUUGGUAUAAGUUUACGUUGGUAGGGUCCUUGAAGGUCAUUUGCUCUAACCCAGUUGUCCAUAAAAGAUUCAAUGAUGGAUGGAUGUCCAGUCUUUGAAGAGUUUCAGUGAAGCAUAGUGUACUCCUUCCAAGAGUACUAUCAAACAACUUCUGAUGAGUAGGAAGAGUUUCCCAGUGAGUACAUCUGCUUCAUCUGAGUGACAGACCAUCACAUAUUUGAAGAUAGUUAUCUUUACUAUUUUCCUGCAAUGGUGACUAGAGGUAGCUUCUUAAGGAGGAGUACUUACAAAUACCUAGAGAAGUGUUUUCUCUAGGAAUUUCUAGGUUCACCAGUGUGACUCUAUGGUCAGCAGAGUCACUUUGGAGGAUCUAGAGAGAACAUAUUUCAAAUACAUCAGAUACGCAAAAGUCAUAGCUGCAAAUGUAGAGGGCUGAUGGUAUUUAAAUCUUGGCAUUCACUCUCGAGGGGAAGGUUUAGCACAUCACAACUAAGGUUACCAGGGGAAAAACAGGGCAAGGACUCCUGUACCUUUAACAGCUGUGUAGAAGGUGAAAUUUCAGCAUGUGUUGCUUGUCAUGCAAAGUCUCCCUGCUGAAAUUACCUCUUUGAAGCAACCAUUAAAGGUACAGGAACCCUGUCCUGUUUUUUUCAUCUGGCAACCAAUGAGUGAAUGUGGUUUUCCUUCCUGUUGUUUAUUGUUAAAAAUUAUUUUGUCAGUAUUUUUCAUUCAUGCAGGUGGCAAACAGAUAUAGACACCACGAUAUGACCCUGAACACAUCCAGUCUCUGAUUCUGGAAGCUGAACAGGGUUGAGCCUGGUUAGUAGUUGGAUGGGAAACCAUCAGGAGAUACCAGGAAUUUCCAGGCAGGCUUAUAAAAACAUUCUGUCUAGAAAUCUGGAAUGCUAUUGUUGUCAGCCAGUGUUGACAAAACUGGUUUAGAUAGACUCAGAAUAAGGCAAUUUCCAAUGUUAUUAAAUUCAGAAGACCAGAAAUGAUGGCGGGCCAGAGCCACAUGGGGAGAAGGAAUCCAAUUUUCAUUUAUAUUGUUUUGUGGGCUGGGACAAGUGUAUUGUACGGAUAAGCUUUGUUUUGUAAUUGUGGCAGACUUGUUGUAGGAAAAACCAGUAGCAAAAUAUCCCUCUCCCAGACCUCUUUCCCCGUCUUAAAUCUAGACAUUACUCAGUGUGAAUGAUUUGCUUCUUAACCAUUCAUCUAAAUCUGAUCCACCCACAAUGUGAUAUGCUAUCAUUUUGAGUGCACUUUCAGUCCAAACUAGACUAUUUCUCUUGCCUGUAACAUGCUAUUUAUU
Molecule: messenger RNA, 5655 nt
Organism: Sceloporus undulatus (fence lizard)
Lineage: Eukaryota; Metazoa; Chordata; Lepidosauria; Squamata; Phrynosomatidae
Product: neural-cadherin-like
Exons: 9
Coding region: 1-1812 (603 amino acids)
Biological process (GO): homophilic cell-cell adhesion
Molecular function (GO): calcium ion binding
Source: RefSeq, a predicted model, not a curated record